Molecule: messenger RNA, 1331 nt
Organism: Arachis stenosperma
Lineage: Eukaryota; Viridiplantae; Streptophyta; Magnoliopsida; Fabales; Fabaceae
Product: serine/threonine-protein phosphatase 7 long form homolog
Exons: 4
Coding region: 45-1331 (428 amino acids)
Biological process (GO): meristem development; meristem maintenance
Source: RefSeq, a predicted model, not a curated record
UUCAUAUUAUUCACUAUCUCAGUGAUCCUGAUUAUAAAUCAAGAAUGUUGACAUGUAACCAUCCACUUCCUCCGGAUCGGUACAACGAAAGGGUGGAGGAUCAUCUGCGAAUUACCGGGUUCUAUCAUGCAUCUCAGAUUGGGAUAGUGCAGUGUCAGAAAGCAUUGGUAAAUGCUCUAAUUGAACGUUGGCACCCGGAGACACAUACGUUCCACCUUCCCAUUGGUGAAUGUGCUGUGACACUUGAAGAUGUAGGUAUGAUUCUUGGUCUUCCCACAGAUGGUCUUCCGGUCACAGGGAUGACAAUGAGCAGUUAUGAAGCGUUGGAGGCGGAGUGUUUGCUUCAAUUUGGAGUUGCACCGCGUAUGUCUGACUGUAGAUCUAGUUGCAUAAAACUUACCUGGCUGCGUGAUUUAAAAGAAAAUUUACAGUUGAUUGAUGAUAUCAGUAUACAGAGGUAUGUGAGGUGCCAUAUUAUGUUGUUGAUCGGGACGAUCUUGUUUGGGGAUAAGUCUGGGGCAGGGGUGCAUUGGAAAUUUCUACCCUUGCUACGUGAUUUUGGUAGUAUUGGUCAGUAUAGUUGGGGAGCGGCAUGCCUGGCACAUCUCUACAGGGCAUUAUGCCGGGCAUCCCGUUUUAACUGCAAGGAAAUAGAUGGUCCACUAACACUUCUACUCUGUUGGGCUUGGAUCAGAAUGCCGUACCUAUCGCCGCUACCUAGGGAACCUCGAAGUUUUCCACUAGCAAACAGGUGGCGGAACUGGGAGCGUGGUGACCGACGAUUUAGAUACUUGAAGUUAGCUCACUUUAGGAAGUCAUUUGAUGAACUUCAGGAAGGGCAGUUUGUUUGGGUUGCUUAUGCUGUGGAUCGGGUGGAUCUGAACAUCAUUCCUCCUGAAAUCUACAUGCAGUCGGUGGUUUGGAGUGCUACAGUUCCGUUGGUAUCAUUUGAAUGUGUCGAGUGGCAUGCUACCGAUAGAUUUAGGCGACAGUUUGGUUUGGUUCAGGGACAACCAAGUCAGGAGCGGAAUCUAGAGAAGGCGCAUGGAGAAACCCUAAAGGGUCCCAAGAAUCUUAAUUGGGCCACGGAAGCGAGUCAUUCAAAAUGGGUGAUGCAUUGGUCAAACAGGUAUAACUACAUUCUAUCUGAGCUUCCGAUGCCUUCACAUGAUCUACUAGAUAGUUACAUGCAUUGGUACCGAUCAAAAUAUGGGGACCACUUGAACUUGUCAAAUCUUGUGGGUCAAGAUAAUGAAGAAGGUGAUCAGGAUAUGGAGGAAUGUGAUCAGGAUUUGGAUGAGGAUAAUCAGGAUACCGAUGAGGGUAGUUAG